This is a messenger RNA of Bombyx mori (domestic silkworm), 4071 nucleotides long. RefSeq lists its product as uncharacterized. The coding region runs from base 1462 to 3093 and encodes 543 amino acids. The record is from RefSeq and is a predicted model, not a curated record. The transcript is spliced from 2 exons. Lineage: Eukaryota; Metazoa; Arthropoda; Insecta; Lepidoptera; Bombycidae.
AAGUUAUCAACUUUAUUUUAUUUAGAAUGAUUUAUAAAAAAUAUAUAAUAUUAAUAUACCAAGAAACAGCUAUUUAUAUGAAUAAUAAUAAAAAUAAGGAGAAAGAGAAAGGUAUUAUACACUAGUCGCUUGUGUAUGCGACUGUCGCGCCUGCGCACGUCUCAUUUAACGGUUUUAUUCCACGCACUUUUUUCCACGGAUUUUUUCUUACGGUUUUACUAUCACAUUUUUUUCAGUUCGGUCGCGCAGCAAAAUCCCUAUCCCCUCCAAGCCUGCCGUAAGGAACUUCGUUCCAAAAACAUUAACGCGAAAAUCGGACCAGAACAGACGUUCUUUUAAUCUUUGUUAAUCAAGCCUUGUUCUUGUUAAAUCCAAAAAGGAUACACAGAAUUUUAGAUUCAGAGUAUUGGCUUCUAGAUAAGUCACGGCUCUGUUAAAAAUAAGCUUCUGAUUUCGAAAACAGUUGUAAAGUCUGUCUGGAUUUACAACCGUAUAUUUCUGUCCGUUUGCGAAUUGUCAUGUGAACGCUUUUGGCUAUAAAUUAUAUUCAAAGCACGUAUGAUAACAUGGCGUCUAUCGUUCGCAUUCGUCCAUAUACUUAAUAUCAGUCGAUGCUCUUUUGAAUGCUCAGGCGUCGUUCUGACGUCACAUUAGUUCGGGACUGCAACGCCAGACGGUGUUAUUCAGGAUUUCGAGUCUGCCUCGUACACACUGUUGUUUGACGGGAAUAAAAAAUCUAAGCUAAUUUAUUUUAAUUGUGGCAUUGUGGUGUUGUACCAUAAUAUAUAGUAUAACAGUAAAAGUACUUAUACUAAUUCUGUUGCUUUUAUCGGAAUUUCAAAUAAUCUCAACCCAACUGGGAUGUCUUUGAAGAAUAGGUUAAUUGCAUGUCUGCAAAAACUGAAGGAAUACGAUUACACUGACGUAGACAAGGCAAGAGCUAGUGACGCGAAGGCCGAGAAUGCCCUCAACUUAAUAUACCAGACUGCUUUAAAGAAAACAACUUUUACACCAGAAGAGAAGAAAAUUGUAGGUUCUCUUUUAUUUGAUGCCAUCACACCGAUACAAAGCAACAUAGAAGGAACGCUCUGCGAAUACAGAACUAGAUUAGAUACCUCUGUGCUUAUGAAAAGAUCUGCAAUACAAUUCUUGAUUGACGAAUACGGGAAGUUUCCAGUUGAGAAUUCUAUCUUGGCUACAAAGUUAGAGGAAGCCGGCAUAGCAGAGAGCGUUGAAAUACUCAAUGAAAUUAUAAAUAGGUACUGUGAUAUGAGCGAUUCUGACGAGGGCUCCAGCGACAGAGAAUCGGCGGGAUCCCAAGAAGUACCAAGGUCGCACAUCUGGUGGACUGCGUGAUAAAUCAGCUUGCAACUAUACAGGCAGAGUUGACGUAUCAAUUAUCUUGCUAACGACAUUAUUCAUAAAGAGUUGACAUAGGUAACUAAAUCGAUAUAAUACAAAAUGAAUUUCAUAUCGAACGUACUGGAUUCGAUUCCGGUUGUAGGCCACGUAAAAGGAGUUGUACAUUAUGCCGUUGGAGAUACAGAAGGAGGCAACAAUUCUAUGUAUCAAUCUACAAGGACAUCGGCGGUCCUAGCAGGAGGAGCAGUUGGAUGCCUCGCAGGACCGGCAGGAGCUGCAUUGGGAGGCGUAUACGGAGGCAUGAUUACAGACGGCUUGGUUUCUGCGGCUAAGAACGAGCCUGUAGGUAUUUUUGAGUCAAGUGCAAAUAUAGGUAGAGACAUUGCUUCAGGCAAAAAUCCAAUGGCUUCUGUGGGUUCCGCAAGUUUCAAAAUCGCCAUGGACGGUAUAGGUGGCUUUGGCAUGGGAGGAGUUUCUAGCGUUGCCAGUAAAGUCCCGGCGAAGGCCGUCGCAAAAACCAUAGAAGGCACUGUAAAAAAAGCUGCUGCAACUAUUGGGGAGGAGAUGAUUGAGAAGUCAGUGCAAUUAACUGCAGAAGAAAUGACAAAAAUUGUGGCAAAGAAAGUGUCAGAAAAAGCCGUGAAAAAAGCUGUCGAAACUGCAGCAAUACAAACACAAAUGCUUCUGGUGUCUGCUCACGUCGGAGUAAAUGCUAGUGAAAAAACCAAAGCUGAAAUGCGUGCUGAAGAAGAACGUAAACAACAGAAACAAAAAGAAGAAGAACGUAAACAACAGAAACAAAAAGAAGAAGAAAAAAAGGCGCGUGAAAAGCGCGAUAAAAAAAACACUGGAUCGUGGCAACCGCCACGCGAGAACAGAAACAAUAAAGAGUCCAAUGUUGAUAAUGAAGAGUCCGACGAGGAGGUAUUUGAAAAGUUCAUGAAAUUACUUAAACAGCUCUUGAAGCUUCUCUACGGCAAUAACAGCGAACCGUUCACAAGAAUUUUCGAGAAUUUAUCACCAGGCCAAAUAGCGUAUUUGGUGAAAAUAAUCAGAAACCUUAACUCAACUGGAAUUUUACAGAUAGUGUUAGAUUUUACAUUAAAACUGUUUAAAUUGUACUUUUCUAAAGAUAUCUCAUUCACAAAUAUCCUGAGUAUGUUAGAAUUCGUCGCAACUUACAUUGAAGACCAGUUGUAUUUUAUGACCAAAACCAAAGGUAAACCGACUCGUCAAUCAGAUGCCGACCGGAAUGAGCGUCGAAGGAACGCCAUCAGAGAACUUCAAAACAAAACGGAUAUAAUUCAGAAAAUUGCUGAUCUAUUCAGACAUUUACAAGCGGAAAUCAUAGCUGAAACGAGCGCGCCUAAUAUAAUUUCCCCCUAUUUCCGUGAUAUAUUCUCAGCUGUGUAUCAUUAUUACAAACACAGACGCGUGCCCGUGCCAGGCCAUGAGAAGCUGACAGUCAAACAAUAUUUCGACUUGAUAAGGAUGGUAAUUAUAAAAAUGAAAGAAUCACCGGAAUACAAAAAAAUGCAGAAGGCCAGAAAUGGAACGACCCUCACUUGUGAAAUGUACGUGGUCUUGUUCGGUAGGAUGUUCAGAAUUAUUAUUACUGUUCGAGAUGGUGAAAUUGUAUUGAGUACCGCCUAUGUAGUCAAGCGUAUGAACUUUAAUGCCAAAGAAGGCAUUCUUUACAUAAAAUUCGGUGAUGGAGAUGUACAGAAGUAAUAACCUCAAAUUGCUUACUGGUGGUAGGACCUCAUGUGAGUCCGCACGGGUAGGUACCACCGCCCUACCUAUUUUUGCCAUGAAGCAGUAAUGCGUUUCGGUUUGAAGGGUAGGGUAGCCAUAAAAAAAAAAAAAAAAAAAAAAAAAAAAAAAAAAAAAAAAAAAAAAAAAAAAAAAAAAAAAAAAAAAAAAAAAAAGGGUAGCCAUUGUAACCAUACACCUUAGAACUUAAAUUUCAAGGUGGGUGGCGCAUUUACGUUGUAGAUGUCUAUGGGCUCCAAUAACCACCAGGUAGGAUGUGAGCUUGUCCACCCAUCUAAAAAAAAAAGGAAAAAAAAGUAAAAAAAAAUUAAGAAAAAAGGAAAAAAAAUAUUGCUGUACUUAGCAGUUUUAUAAUCCUCAUAUACUUAAUGUUGCUUGAUUCAUUUAAAGUUGUCAAAAGCAUUUAUUUUUAAGUUGCGUUUAUUUACCUUGGUAUAUUUAUACGUAGGUAUAGUAUAGUAGGUUUAUAGGUACAUGUAGCUAAGUAUAUAUAUUUAAGUAAGUUUGUAUGUAACGAAAUCUAUUACGUUAUUUUUGCCGACUUGAAAACGUCCGAUUAACCUGAAAACACCGACUCGAUCGAAUUCUUCGAUUACGACAAAGAGCGAAUUAUUCCAUGGACACAGCCCACUGAGUUUCUCGCCGGGUCUUCUCAGUGGGUCGCGAUUCCGAUCCGGUGGUAGAUUUUGCAAAACACUGCUCUCGCUAGGGCUAGUGUUAGAAAUUUCCUCUGAGUUUGAGCCCGUGAGCUCCCUACCCGCCCGCGCGUAUCUGUAAUAGCCGAUUCCAGCGAAUAGGUAGGGAAUAAAAAAAACAGGAGUGCAAUAAAAUUUUAAAUUCAUUAGGCGUGUUUCUUUUUACUUUUUUAAGUAGGUACAUAUUUAAAUUCUAUGUUUUAUUGCUAAAUAAAGCCGUGUGCACUUAUCAAUCUCCAGA